Drosophila elegans is the source of this 1914-nucleotide messenger RNA. RefSeq lists its product as uncharacterized. The record is from RefSeq and is a predicted model, not a curated record. The transcript has a single exon. Bases 1 to 1914 code for a protein of 637 amino acids. Lineage: Eukaryota; Metazoa; Arthropoda; Insecta; Diptera; Drosophilidae.
AUGUAUAGUCAACAAGCUGCGGAACUUAUCCUCAAAGAGCGGGACAUUUUUCCUCCCGUUCUCACGGAAAAUGGUACCGAAAUCGUACAAUUACUCAACAACACAUUCGUCCUGGAAAUGUUCUACAGAAUAACGCAGCUUUAUCACUUUAAGAACUUUAUUUUCUACAUAUCCGAGAGACUGGACCUGAAGAGUAAGGACUCCCAGAAGUUCUUCCACGACUUCUGGACCUAUUUUCCAUUGGCGCCCAACUUGAUAAUAACGAGGGAGCACAGUUUAGCCUUUCCGAUGAGGCAGCUCAUCAGCACUCCAUCGCUGGUGAUGAUCUUCACAACGGAUAGGAACGAUCCCAUUAUGGAGGUGGCUGCUCAGAGUCUGCGUGGGAUACGUUGGCUCAAGACGAUAUUAAUUCUCUUUCCAAGCCGCGAAAGUCGCGAUUUUGAGUCUAGUCUGGAGUCGUUCGCCCGUUUCUCGGCGGAGAUCAAGGACGUUUACGACUGGGCGUGGAGCAAGCAGUUUCUGAACACAUUGUUGGUUACCAUCAGAGACAACGUCUUCGUGCUGGAUCCCUACCCCACACCCUCGGUUGUCAAUAAGACGGGCGUUUGGAGGGCCGAGGAUUUCUUCGUGAAGUAUGCGGAGAACAUGAAGGGCUAUGUGGUGAGGACCCCCAUUAUGUACGAUCUGCCGCGGGUCUUCAAGUCGGACCGACCCAGCAAGACGUUCGAGCAGAGCUACGUCCACGGAACCAGCGGGAAUUUAUUCAUGGGAUUCCUUGAGUUCGUCAAUGCCACGUUGCUGGACACCAGCGUGAAUAUGACAACGGACUAUUUGAACAUGACGAACCUGCUGGAAUUGGUGUCCCACGGAGUGUACGAGACCCUGAUCCACUCCUUCACCGAAAUAACAACCAAGUACGUGGUCGGCUAUAGCUAUCCCAUCGAAAUCAAUGACGUUUGCAUAAUGGUGCCCUAUCGCAAUCAGUCGCCUGCGGAUCAGUACUUGCGGGAGGCCCUUGAGGAGAACGUGUGGCUACUCAUAAUCCUCUUCACUCUCUACAUUGCCCUGGCCAUCUGGUUGUGUUCGCCGCUAAGGCCUCGUGAUUUCAGCGCCGCAUUUCUGCAGUCCAUCUGCACGCUUACCUACAGUGCGCCCACCUUCAUCCUGCGCACGCCAACGCUGCGUAUGCGCUAUCUGUACAUUGUGCUGGCGAUCAUGGGUAUAGUCACCUCGAACAUGUACAUUUCCCGGAUGACCAGCUACUUCACCAGCGCCCCACCGCCGCGACAGGUGAACACGGUGCAGGAUGUGGUGGAGGCCAAUCUGAGGAUCCAAAUGCUGGCCGUGGAGCACGAAAGGAUGGUCGAAUCACCACAGCAAUAUCCGGCCAGCUAUAUGCGCCAGCUGGACUUGGUGGACAAGCGCAUGCUGGACCUGCAUCGAGAGCCAUUCAACACCUCCUUCGGGUACACGGUGAGCAGCGAUCGUUGGCGAUUUAUGAACGUGCAGCAACUCGACCUUCGCAAGCCCAUCUUCCGGCUGACGGACAUUUGCGAGGGCCCGUUCUACCACGUCUUUCCCAUGCACUUCGACUCCCAUCUGCGCUCCUCCAUGACCGAGUACAUAAUGAUUGCCCAGCAGGCGGGCCUCAUGGAGCACUGGAAGAGAGAGGCAUUCUGGGAGGCCGUGCACCUGCACCGCAUCCAAGUGCAUCUCCCCGACGAGCAGCCGAUGGCCCUCGGAUUGAGUUUCUUCAACAGCGCGCUUCACACCUGGACCUUUGGUUUGCUGCUUGCCGGCCUGGCCUUUGCGGCGGAGAUGAAAUGGCACGAGUAUGUGACACUCAAGCGACGUCCUAUCAUUGGACUAUUCUGCAAGCCCAGGUCCUUUCUCAGGCGAUUCAUACAGUUGUGA